Molecule: messenger RNA, 1606 nt
Organism: Camellia sinensis
Lineage: Eukaryota; Viridiplantae; Streptophyta; Magnoliopsida; Ericales; Theaceae
Product: putative trehalose-phosphate phosphatase C
Biological process (GO): trehalose biosynthetic process
Molecular function (GO): trehalose-phosphatase activity
Source: RefSeq, a predicted model, not a curated record
CACGCCAUUAGCAAUUUGACAAAACAGAUGGAAACCCUGAAACCCUCCUCCUUCUUUCUCUAUAAAUUCAUGCCUCCUCUUUUCCAUUCCACUCCCCCUCUCCUACCUUUCCUGCAUCUCUCUCUCUCUCUCACUCUCACUCUCUCUCUCUCUCUAAAACUCUCUCUCAAGUUCUUCCACUUCUGAAUUUCGUUUCUUCCAUUUCAAGUUCUUGCAAGCAAUUGAAGCUAUUGCACAGAGUUCCUCAAGGAUCUAAUGGAGACAAUGAUGAGAAGCUUUGCAAAGCUUUAUCAUUCAAUGAGACUUCAAAGACCAGGAGCCACUACAACAGACUAUAUUGAAAGCAUCUCAAAAGCAAGGCAUGACAAGAAUGUUGCUGAUGAUCACACUAAAACACACCCUUGCGAUGAACUAGAUGCUAGCGACACAAGUUACAACUCUUGGUUGAUUGAACAUCCUUCUGCAUUGAGAUGUUUCAAAGACAUGAUAAGCAAUGCUAAGGGAAAGAAGAUCGUCGUGUUUUUGGAUUACGAUGGCACCCUCUCUCCCAUUGUAAAUGACCCUAACCGUGCUUUCAUGUCUGAUUCGAUGCGCUCAGCUGUAUGUGAAGUUGCUCGGCGUUUUCCAACAGCCAUAAUUAGUGGUAGGAGUCGAGACAAGGUGUAUGAAUUUGUGAAAUUAGAUGAAGUAUACUAUGCGGGAAGCCAUGGCAUGGACAUAAGAGGUCCACCAAGGCAGCUGAAGACUUACGAUGGCAAGUACCAAACCAAAGACUUCGAUAUAAAGGGGAACGAUUAUGUCAUCUUCCAACCCGCACAAGAGUUUUUGCCUAAAAUCAAAGAGAUGUUAGGCGAGUUGGAGAAGAAAACCAGCAAAAUACAGGGUGUCAUGAUAGAAGACAACAGGUUCUGCAUUUCUGUACAUUACCGACACGUCCACCAAGAGGAUUAUGACAUGCUGCAAGAGAGAGUGCAGUGUGUACUUGCUAAGUAUUCAAGUUUUCACUUAACGAAAGGUAAAAAGGUGAUGGAAAUUAGGCCAUCAAUUAAGUGGAACAAAGGCGAUGCCGUGGAAUAUUUACUUGACACUCUAGGGCUCGCUAGCUCUAGUGAUGUUCUCCCUAUAUAUAUUGGAGAUGAUCGAACUGAUGAAGAUGCUUUUAAGGUUGUAAGAAGUAGAGGAGGAGAGGGGUAUCCAAUCAUAGUGUCAUCCACACCAAGGGAGACCAUGGCCUCAUAUUCUCUAAGGGACCCUUCUGAAGUAUUUUCUUUCUUGAUCAGUCUGGCCAGAUUCACACACACUUCUUCCUACUAGCCCAAGCCAAGCCACGUCACUUUUUCAAGACUCUGGCUGGGUAUUACCAUGACUCAAGACUGACUUCACUGGGGUGUUCUUGUACAUAAAAAAUAAUAAUAAUAAAUAAAAAAAGGUUUAGAGAGAGACACAGAGAUAGAUCAAGAAAAAGAAAAGAAAAGAAAAGUAGCCAACAGCACAGUUGUACUACUUAAACGGUAUAUAUAUAUAUAUAGUAAAAGCACUUUACUACUCGUGCAGUUUGUAAAUAGUUUAAUGGUUUAUUUCUAAUUACUAAUACUACCUUCUCUGA